Messenger RNA from Ectocarpus sp. CCAP 1310/34, 3251 nucleotides. The record is from the annotation of a GenBank genome assembly. NCBI's taxonomy places the organism in Eukaryota, Phaeophyceae, Ectocarpales, Ectocarpaceae.
GCGGCAUCCAAAAGAAUUCAGGGUAGUGAAGCGGUUGCGUAUGUGUAUGGUGUGGACUCGAUGGAACUGAGACGGCGGAAACCGAGAGAUGAUGACACUGCCGCCGGCGAUAGAACGGAGAGAACUGGAGCAGCCCAAUCCGAGCGAGAUUAUGUCCAUUAUAGUCAACACAGGAACGACCAGGACGCCAGCUUUGCUGACCGUCCCGGCUCGGAGGCUGCUACUGCAGACGCGGUGGUCGGCGCAGCCGUGCGUGGGGGGUAUCUUCUUAUGUUACUAGCUUUCGUUCAGCGCGCGUCGACAUUCGUCCUGAACGUCCUGCUUCAGCGAGCGAUGCUCUCGGCGGCAACCUCCGACACUCGCCAGCCUCGCAACUCCGCCCUCGAAGAGUACGGAGCAGCGACAAUCACCCUCGACUUGAUCUCCUCAACGGCUCUUUUCCUCGCGAGAGAGCCGUUUCGAGUCGCCCUGGCGCGGUCGAAGGUGCCAAUCGCUGACGAAAAUACGUGGGUGGCGGGGGGCAACGAGGGUGCCGCCUCAACGGGGCAGCAGCUGACGGGGGAAAGGGAGCGGGCGCGGCGACGGCGGCGGCGGCGAGAGGCGUACCGUCGGCGCUUUGUCAACACCGCUUGGAUAUCCGCCCCGGUAGGGCUAGCGUUCGCGGGGCUCGUGCGGUUGGCGUACCCGUGGGUUAUCCGCAACGACGACUUCCAAGGCGUUGAAGAGAACCGGCAGGCUGCAUCGCUUGUUUGUCUUGCCGCAGCCGUGGAGUUGAUGUGCGAGCCACUGGCUCUAAUCUUCCAAUACCGACUGCUCGUCGACGUCCGAGUCAGGGCAGAGGCGGCCGCCGUUCUGGUGCUCGGGGUUUCUAGGUAUCUUCUGGUGACGCGUGCUGGCAAGGGGGUCCUCUCUUUCGGCUACGCGCAGCUGUUGCACUCGGGGACCCUCUUAGCGUGGUACGUCCUUUUCGCGGUGAAGGACGUGGCGCGAGCUAAAGCAGGAGAAGAAACGACCCUGCCGCCACCGCCGCCGUCGACGCUCGUAGCCGCGACGGGGCAACCACCCGGCGCGGCGCGGCCACUCGCACAAGUCUGCGGCGAUGACGACGGAUUCUCGCGAGUGCGGGGGUGGCUGCCGAGUCGACCAAUCCGAGACGACGACAGCGACGAAUCGGGUCUAGUAGACAGUGGGAAGCUCAGGCUGGCGGGGGCGCUGGCCGGACAGUCGCUGCUGAAGCACGUGCUGACCGAGGGGGACAAGAUCGUGCUCGCUAGGGCGACCUCCCCGGAGCAAGGGUGCCACCGCCAUUGUGGCGGCGGCGGCGGUUGCACGCAGAGGGGGGCUCUCUACGAGCAAGGGGUGUACGCGAUCGCCAGCGGGUACGGAUCGCUGGCCGCGAGGCUGUUGUUUCAGCCUCUGGAGGAGGCGGCGCGUCUGAUGUUCAGCAAGCUCGGGGCAGAGGCAGGGGAAAGCCGCCAGGGUGCGGUGCCACCUGCUGUGACUGUAACGAGCAAGGUGUUGACAGCGGGGGCGAUGCAUUCAUUGUUGGGGAGGGCGGGGGGGCACGGACGCGAGGAUGGCAGUGGCGGCUGUGGUCAUGAAGGAGACAGUACCGAUGGUGCGGCGGAUGGAAAAGCAAGGUUGCGAGCGAAGAUGGCUUCCCUUCUGGCAACCUUGCUCAAGCUCGUGCUGAUGGCGGGCCUCGUGUUCGUCUGCUUCGGCUUCCACUACACCGAGACUCUGCUACGCUUGCUUCUGGCGGGCAAGGGCGGCGGCGGCGGGUCUAGUGCCGUUUCAGAGGUAGCGCGAGUUCUGUCGUGGUACUGCGUGUACGUGUUGUUCCUCGCUGCCAACGGUAUGUGCGAGGCGUUUGCUUGCGCUGUCGCGCGAGGAGGCCAGCUUACCGGGAUGGGUGCCGGCCUUGUCGCGUCGUUCGCCACGUUCUGGGUGCUUGUGGGACCCCUCACGGGCAGGUUCGGAACGCGAGGCCUGGUGAUGGCGAACGCCGCGGGGAUGGCUUGCCGAGUGAUAUGCAGCGGGGUUUUCAUCCGUCGUUUCUUUUUGCAACGCACGCCUCCGGCGACACCUUCGCUGAAGGCAGCGGCUGUUGGCGACCGCGCGGCAAGCGGCGAAAGUAGCAGGCUCAGCCCAAGCGGCAGCCGUCACCUGCCCCCCUCGAUACCUCCCCGUGCGCCCCCGAACGGCGGCGAACGACGACAGAAAACGGCCACGAAAAGGAAUCUGUGGAGAGAGGUUGUGACCGGCGCUGCCCCGCACCCCGGCGUGGUUGCCGUCAUGGCCUUGUCCUCUGCUGCGGCAUACGCCACGUCACCUGCCGCUCGUCAUGUCGCCGGCGGUAACAGUGGCGCACCGUUGGACGCGGCCAAGCACGUCGGCGUUGGGUUGGUGUGCUUUUUGUUUACGGCCACGGUUUUCGUCAAGUGUGAGGGGGCGUUUUUGAGGGAGCUUGGAGCGUUGUGGGCCGCUCGACGGCCGCCAGGUCCCGACGACGGGCGCGGGGCGGGGAGCGGUGAUGCUGCUGCUUUGGGCGGGGCAGACAAAUCGGAUUGAGAUGCAUGGGCGUGUAUAUUUGAUGACGAUGUUGAUGCCAUGAGUGUUUAUUGUUCGGAGAGUUGGUAGGAUUGGUGUGUUCCCUUUCGAGUUUUUUAGUCAAACCAUAAGACUAGUCAGCAUUGACUACUACAUAUGCCAAUGGUUGGCUUUCGUCUUCUACUGUAGGCUGUGAUUCGUUCCAUUUAAUAGCGCGAAGACAGCAAGGUUGUUGUGCAAUAGUUGGGGCGCUUUGUUAAUGGGGCGAUUUUUGCAACGAUUUUUUUUUCCCCGACCUCUAUUGCGUGUUCAUACCAGAAAACACUGCCCUGGCACAGCAGUUCAAUCUCUGUGGUGUUGGGGUGCUUUCUGUUGCUUCUGCUGUAGCUGUCUGAUGCCUCUGCUGUAGCUGACACUCUGUAGGUACGUUGGAGCGUCGGCUCCGCGCACUUCGUCCGUCUCCUCUUGCGUUCACUUUCCAACAAACGCGCGACCUAUUGGAUGUGGAUACAUUUUUUUAUGACGGGGAUUUUUCCUGGAUUUUUCCACGCCAGCGAUCUACAGGGGGACACCCUUCAGGCAUUACGAGGACGGAAGGAAGUAGUAGGCCCCCCUUGCCGGACUAAACGAUUGCUGGAUGCCUGUAUGUCUUCUACUCAAUCUGGGUAUCUACAUAUUUACACGUAGUGACUCCCGAGCAG